CUCAUCAGUGCCUCCUAUCAGUCCCCAUCAGUGCUGCCUAUCCAUGCCACCUCAUCAGUGCCCAUCAGUGCUGCCUAUCCUUGCCACCUUAUCAGUGCCCAUCAUCAGUGCCCAGAAGUGAUGCCAGUCAGUGCCGUCUAUCAGUACCCAUCAUCAGUGUCACCUAUCAGUGCCGCCUAUCAGUGCUGCAUAUCAGUGCCGCCUAUCCGUGACCCCUAAUUAGUGCUGUCUAUCAGUGCCGCCUAUCCGUGCCACCUCAUUAGUACUGCCUAUCAGUGCCCUUUAGUGCUGCCUAUCAGUGCCCAUCAGUGCCGCCUAUCA
Staurois parvus is the source of this 321-nucleotide messenger RNA. NCBI's taxonomy places the organism in Eukaryota, Metazoa, Chordata, Amphibia, Anura, Ranidae. The record is from the annotation of a GenBank genome assembly.